AUGACCAAAGGCAGCCUCACCCACCGACCUGCACCUCACAACGAGGCUGCUCGAGCUUGGUUCGAACACUCCUCCGCUCCACGCGUAAACACCGACGCCGUCGUCGUCGAAGCUCUCCGUGCCGAGUAUCCAGAGCUCCAUCUGACAGUCGUCCCACGUCCGCAAUGUGACAUCCUCGCAUACGCCUCUGCUGGACACGCAGGCGUUGCUCCCAUCGAUAAUGCCAAAGACCGCCUGUCAUGGCGUGUAUACGUCCCUCCUGCGUCUCGUCUCAACGGGAAGGGCAUUCUCGCCGACGACCUCAAGUUUGGGAAAUACCUGAUCGAUUGGAGGAACAAGGAGUUUGUGGUCUACGUGGCAGAAGCAAGAGAUGGUGAUAGUGCAUACCCAGACUUGCGUCAGCAAUACGUCCUCUCGUCCUCUGUCGAUGCUACAACGGCACUGCUCCUCGAAGCGGGACAGUACGGCAACCUCCUCCACGAAGAAGUCUGGGUCUUCGAUCGCGGCUACUGGCAGAAGAGCAAGGAACUCUACGAGUCUGUACAAAAGGCAAGGUGGGAAGACGUCAUCCUCGAGCCCGGCAAGAAGAAGAUCAUUGUGGACGAUACCUUGGACUUCUUCAACAGCAGAGGAACGUACGAGAAGCUGCGCGUGCCGUGGAAGAGAGGAAUCAUCUACUAUGGACCGCCGGGUAAUGGCAAGACGAUCUCGAUCAAGGCGUUGAUGCAUAGUCUGUACGAUAGGGAUGAUCCUAUCCCGACGCUUUACGUCAGGACAUUGUCGAGUCCUGCUGGGCCUGAGUAUAGUCUGGGUCAGAUUUUCUCUCUGGCGAGACGGACAGCACCGUGUCUUCUGGUGUUCGAGGAUCUGGAUAGUAUUGUGUCUGAUCAGGUCAGGUCGUACUUUUUGAAUGAGGUUGAUGGUAUCAAGAAGAACGACGGUAUCUUGAUCAUUGGAUCAACAAACCAUCUUGAUCGCCUCGACCCUGGCAUCGUCAAGCGUCCUAGCCGCUUCGACAGGAAAUAUCUCUUCCCGAACCCGGACGAGAAAGAACGAGCUCUGUACAUGAAGUACUGGCAAGGCAAGCUGUCAGACAACAAGGACCUCGACUUCCCAGACAAGCUCUGCCCUGCGAUAGCCAAGAUCACGAAGGGCUUCUCAUUCGCUUACCUGCAAGAAGCAAUGGUCGCCGCCCUGCUAGCCAUCGCUCGCGAGGACGAGUACAGCGAGCGGGUCUGCCUGGAGUGUCUACAGGCUCACGACAAGCCAUCGAAUGGCAGCAGUUGUGACAAGGAAGGUGUCAGGCCAUUCAAAGGCUUGUAUGAUUAUGUCUGGUUGACGAAGCAGAUGGAUGAAGACGACAAAGAUCUGGACAAUUAUGUGCUGUGGAGGGAAAUCAAGAAGCAGGUGCGCAUUUUGCGAGAAGAGCUUGGAGAUGAUACAAAGCGUGCUUACGGGGAGCGACCAACUUGA
Molecule: messenger RNA, 1473 nt
Organism: Zasmidium cellare ATCC 36951
Lineage: Eukaryota; Fungi; Ascomycota; Dothideomycetes; Mycosphaerellales; Mycosphaerellaceae
Exons: 3
Coding region: 1-1473 (490 amino acids)
Biological process (GO): protein import into peroxisome matrix
Cellular component (GO): peroxisomal membrane; cytosol
Molecular function (GO): ATP binding; ATP hydrolysis activity
Source: RefSeq, a predicted model, not a curated record